CAGCGAUUCGGCGAAUGGGGAGGUGCGGACGUCCCCUGGAGCCCUAUUGCCGGUUAUGAUUGGCAGAACCGGUGACGUACAGGGUUCCUGCCCAAUAGACGACACCGGUGUGCGGCUGGCGGGACGAGGCGGGACUUCCGGGCGGAAGCGGCCAAGCGAAGGGGUCCAAGAGGUUGAUGGUUUUGUCCUAUAUGACGAGUUCUGUAAGUUAAUCAUUCUCUAGAAAGCAGCUGUAAACAAAACUGAGAAGAAAAGAGAACAUCAACAAAGCUGUAGCUCUGCAAAAAUAUCCCAGGAUGUGAAUUCUGAGGAGAGUCCAGCUUCCAGUUCAGACACCCUGCUAGUUGCUGUUUUUCUUUUCCUCAUUCAAAACUGCUCUUUUGUUCCAAGUUUUUGUUCCAACAGCAAUUGCUAUUUUUUUAAAAUCUUUUAUUACAACUAUUCACUACAGCUGUGAGCUGAAUUUUUUUUGAAACAGGACAAAUCCUCCUAUCAACAGGAUUUUUCUUUUUUUCUUUCUUGGAGAUAUUACUUUGAUUGUACCAUGGUGGAUAAGGGUUACAGUUACUACCGAACAGUGAUAUUCACUGCCAUGUUUGUUGGCUACACACUGUACUAUUUCAAUAGAAAAACAUUUUCAUUUGUAAUGCCCUCAAUCAUGGAAGAAAUAGAAUUGGACAAAGAUGACUUGGGUCUCAUCACUAGCAGCCAGUCUGCAGCCUAUGCUAUCAGUAAAUUUAUCAGUGGAGUCCUCUCUGAUCAAAUGAGUGCCCGCUGGCUCUUCUCAUCUGGCCUUCUACUGGUGGGCGUAGUCAAUGUUGUCUUUUCUUGGAGCUCUACAGUUACAGUCUUUUCAGGGCUGUGGUUCCUGAAUGGGCUGGCUCAAGGACUGGGGUGGCCACCGUGUGGGAAGGUACUGCGCAAAUGGUUUGAGCCUUCCCAGUUUGGGACGUGGUGGGCAAUUCUCUCCACCAGCAUGAAUCUGGCUGGUGGCUUGGGCCCCAUUGUUGCUGCUCUGAUGGCUCUGAGCUACGACUGGCGCACAACUCUGUCCGUCUCUGGCUUCAUCUGCAUGGUUGCCUCCUUUGUUUGUCUUGUCCUGAUUAAAAAUGAACCCUCAGACGUUGGGCUACCAAACAUUGGACCAGGAACCAUGAAAGGGAAAAAAGGCUCAUCCAGAGAUGACAGCACCCUGGCAGAGCUGCUACUCUCGCCGUACCUGUGGGUACUCUCAACUGGCUACCUGGUUGUCUUCGGAGUGAAGACAUGCUGUACAGAUUGGGGUCAGCUCUUCCUGAUUCAGGAGAGAGGACAGUCUGCUCUUGUGGGCAGUUCUUACAUGAGUGCCUUAGAAAUCGGGGGCCUGGUAGGAAGCAUUGCUGCUGGGUACCUUUCUGACAGAGCAGUAGCACGGGUGGGUCUGUCAAGUUAUGGGAAUCCUCGGCAUGUGCUCCUGCUUUCCAUGAUGGCGGGAAUGUCUGCUUCGAUGUACCUUUUCCGGGUCACAGUCACAAGUGACUCUCCUAAGGAAAACGACUUCCGGAUUGUAGCCUUGCAUCCUCUCGCUGCCCUCACAGGCUUAACAGAACAGGAGCUGUGGAUACUGAUUCUAGGAGCCAUCUUCGGGUUUUCUUCUUAUGGACCAAUUGCAUUGUUUGGAGUGAUAGCAAAUGAGAGCGCACCUUCCAACCUGUGUGGCACCUCCCAUGCUAUUGUUGCACUAAUGGCCAAUGUUGGUGGUUUCCUGGCUGGAUUGCCUUUCAGUACUAUAGCCAAGCACUACAGUUGGGCCACAGCCUUCUGGGUAGCUGAAAUAACAUGUGUCAUCAGCACCAUAGCCUUUUUCUUAUUACGGAACAUCCGCACCAAGAUGGGUCGGGUACCCAAGAAGAUUGACUAAAGAUGAGCAGCAAAGGUACCAAGGAUGCUCCAGAUGCUACCUAAGGAUGGCAAGUGACUACUCGCUGGCCUGGUACUGAGUUUCCUAUCAAUGCAGCCUAGAUCAGAAUAUUUAUCAAAACUUCAUUUUAUUUUAAUCAUAUUCCUGUUUAGAAAGGCACAAGAUCUUCAGGGGCUGUUACGUUUUAAUGCCUACAGAAUUUUUGGUCACUGUUAUAGUUUACAUCUCAUGACCUCACUUUACCUCUUACUUAAAGUACUGUUAGUGAACUGAGCAGAGACUUCGCAGUCUUGCUUGCUAAACUAGAAGUACUGCAAAAGACCCGUACCUGGUACCUGCCUAGCCUUCUUGCUGCUGGCCUCAGAUGUAGUGUUGCUCUCAAUUCACCCUCAUUGCUUACAGAAAUAUUAGAGUUAGCCAGCACUGAGCCUACUUUCAUUUACCUCCCUUGCUGUUGUCGGUGCAGCUGUGACCCAGCUUACUCUGUCAUGAGCUACCUUCUGUGUCUCCCUCCCCAGAAGCAGCGACCACUAGCUUAUUACUAAAGAAAAACGCUGGUCGCCCAGCUAUUGUCAGAGACUGAACAGUUACUGGUCCACAUAUUACUACAGAUCCCUGCCAUUGCAGCAAAACAGCUCCCUUUUCAGUAACGGCAAAUGAGUAAAGUUCUUGGAACUCCAUUCAAGAGAUGGAAGCACUGUACAACAGUUAUUUUGCUGUUAAAUUAGUCACCAUGGCUAACUUCAGAGUAUUAGUGAACUGCAAAACAGAUGGUUAACACUGAAUAGAAUAGUACUUCCUGGAGUACCAAGGAAACUGGUUCAAGAGUGUAAUCAGUAACAGCAUUAGACACAUACACACCUUGUAUAGCUCCUCUCUUUCUGCAUUAACUAGAAAAGUCUUUAAGAGAUUUUUAUCAAUAGGUUGUAAUGAUUAUUUCUGUAAGUAACAUAAUCAAGGAUAUUGUCAGGUGAAAGCAUAAAUUUCUAAUGGCUCCAGUUCCAGUGAACUGAACCAGUUACAGCAUUUUUAGGUUAAACUACAACAUAGGGUCUGCUUACUCUUACGAAUGCUUGUUAGCAGGAGCAUUGCCCCUUGGUAGUAUGUUAGUAUGUCAUAUGUUAACAGACUUUUCUUAUCAGGAUUCUCAUUUGUGUUCUCUGCAGGGUUUUAGUUAUUUAGAAUGCCUGUAGGUAAGCAAGAAGCUCCGUGGCCACCACCGUAAAGCUACCUUGACAUAACAGAUUGCUCUGCCAGUCCUAACAAAAUGGCUAACUAUCGUACAAAAAUAAACUACCUUUAAUACUUAAGCAUGAGUAUUAAGAAAUACUGUUUACCAACUGUGAAAUAAAAAUGUAGCACUGCACUGGCAGCAUGAGACUUCUUGUGCAAAGGAACCAAGAAAAAAGGGGAAGCUCUUGCCCAGAGGCCAGUCCUGGAUAUAGGACAUUCCUCUUUCUACAGUGAGUAGCCUUAGUCAGAAGCAGUCAUUUUAUGUUGCCCUUCCUGCUGCUAUUCUUCAGAACAGCUGUGCAAACACCAAGGAACUUAUUUUUUCAGUUUAUUCCUUAUUCAUUUCACCCACCUCCCCUGCUUGAAAUCCAUUAUUCCUGUUUACACCAACGUAAGCUGAAGUGUUGCCUUCCACUGGGGUUCUGGGCACAGUAAAGGGCAUCUCAAGCUAGAAUGGUUUCAGAUGGUAAAACCAGAGUGAUGAUAAUCAGGCUGCAUUUUUACCCUAGUUCAGACUAGCUCUAGCAGAAGCAAAUGUAUUUAGUCCAAGAAUUAAUCUAUCCACACUUUAAGGGAAUGUUUAUUACUUGUACAUCCAAAAUAACAGUUUGUCUGAGCCAUAAAUUAAAGCCGCAGAGAAAAACUAAUAUAUAUAUAUACACACACACUUAAGAGUGAAAAAGGGGAGUAUAACUGAGGUUUUACCACCAUGUUGUGUCUUAUCUUCCUCUGUGUUACAGUGACAGCUUUAGAGCUGCAAUCAUAGCUUCAGCCACAUAUACCCAUUCUUAGCUAUAAUAAUCACUGUUAGGCAAAGGUGGAUUCCACAUCCAUGGAAUAAAGCAGCAUUUCUGGAGAUGACCAAAGCAACUCAGGACCUCAUGACCUCCUCUCUCGCUGCUGUAGGCAGAGACAGGAUUCUGGAAAAGCUAUCUAGUGAGGAGAGGGUCAGUAUUGACACUGGAAAAGUCCUAUGAUCCUGGUCCAAAUGGUCCAGCUUUUUCUGCUACCUCCAAAGCAAGUUUCAAGUUCUGAUCGAACAGCUCACACCUGAAAUAUUCACAGAAAUACAGGCAUGAGGAUCAGAAGAGGGUGACAAAAAUCUCCAUCUACAACCCAAAACAUAUUGGUGUUUUUAAUCGGAGAACUGUUAGCUCCAAGACAGCCCCAGUCCUGCACUAGCUUCUCUUCCAUUCCAAACUCUGCUAAUGGCGACUUUUUGAAUCAAAAGACUGAUUAACAAAGCAGCUUGAGUUCAGCUUUCCUAUUUGACAUGCCAAAACCAUUUCAAAAACAAAGCUUAAUUGCCGCUUUGACAGGGGUUAAAAGUGCAAUAGGGGCCCUGCCAAGAGAGAGCAUGUCACGUUGUUCAAAUGGAACUCCAGAGGAAGUUUCCUGCAGCCUUUUAUAGAGAACUGGAUUCAGACUGGUGUCCUUGGAAGACCUUCUCCAAGAACUUGACAACGCUGAACCUCCUUAUGGAAUUUAGUUUAAUCAUGCAAAAAGUUAGAUUUUUGAUUGUGCCUUAAACAAAACUAGUGUCUGCGUCAAAGUAGUCAGGUGUACUACCAGAGCUCCCAUCAGCAGCCCCGGUCAAAAGAGAACCCAGCAAUCUUAGGUUUAUUUUUAGUGGAUGGACUCUGGAAACGGGCGCUAAAAACAUGGGGUCUGCUUCCAAUUCUGUCACUGACCAAAUAACCUCAGACAGUAAAAUCACAUGUCUGCUUCCCCACUGUAAAAUAAGUAUGUCUUCUCUUCUUCAAAGGGGGUUGUAUUAAUGGUUGUACGGUGCUCUCAAAGUGGAGAGCUGAGCAAGUGCUAAGUAUCCUGUUGUUCUACACAUCAUCUGCCUACUCCCUACCUGAUUGGCAUCUCCAGUGAGUAGAAAGGAUUUUUCAGAGCAAAGUCAGAAUAAAUCUCAUAGAUCUUGCGCAGAAGGGACUCUAUCCCAGCUUGCCGUGGAUCAGCGAGCACCACAAAUUUGAUCCCUGGAGCCAUAAUGAAAGAAGCAUUAGCAUUGACUACAUGCAAGCUGCAAAGGUAAUAAUACUGUGAAAUACAUUCCCAAAUAUAAUUGAAAAGGCCUCAUUUACAGGAAGGACGGGAGAGCAGCUGACACCAUCUGAAGAAUAUUUAAAACUUGCCUUGUUUUGUUUAAGAUAUAUAAAGAAAGGUUAAUGAUUGAGUAGUGUAUUUUAGCAAGCUAACAUUCAGGAUGUGAUUUUACUUUCAGGUGCACAGAGCAUAUUUUGUAACAUUGCUAACGUGCCUAUACACUUGAGCACCUCUAGGGGAAUCCUACAUUUCAAGCACAGGCUGGGUUUUAUUUGCAAUUCCUCAGCUAGAUUCCAGACUUUUAAAGACAUGUUGGCCAAUUGAGGCAAGACAAGAUGAGCUAGUUUCCCUUUCUGUAAAGGGGAUAAUUCCUGGGUGGUGAGUAAGAAGUUGAGGGUUAAUUCAUAUUUGUGAGGUACUUUGUCAGUUUCUCUGGAUAGAGGCCCAUCAGCUCUUUGUAAAUCCUUUUGUAUACUUCUGGUGCUCUCUAACUGGAUACUGAAAUAAUCAUCUUUUGCCCUUUUCUAGUGCCUUUCAUUUUAAAAUGGCAAUCUAAUUCAGAGAAAUACCAUAUGAAUAAAGAUCAAGCACAAAAGCAGUACUUUUGCAGCAAUAUACAAGUCUAAUAAAUACUCCCAAGGGCAUUCUGUGCCAAAAAAUUAAAAAUUCUGUGCACAAUA
This is a messenger RNA of Chelonia mydas (Green sea turtle), 5868 nucleotides long. It is a transcript of the gene SLC37A4, whose product is annotated as solute carrier family 37 member 4. Lineage: Eukaryota; Metazoa; Chordata; Testudines; Cheloniidae. Gene Ontology annotation, molecular function: glucose 6-phosphate:phosphate antiporter activity. The record is from RefSeq and is a predicted model, not a curated record. Gene Ontology annotation, cellular component: endoplasmic reticulum membrane. Gene Ontology annotation, biological process: glucose-6-phosphate transport; phosphate ion transmembrane transport.